UUCUACUUGGUCUUUUUUCUUAGUCUAAUUGGAAAUGGUCUGGUUUUGUGCGCUCUUGUGAGAUACGAGGACCUUAAAAAGGUAACAAACAUAUUUAUUCUAAACUUGGCCAUCUCUGACUUGGUGUUUGCCUUCUCUCUCCCAUUCUGGGCAUUCUACCAUUCAUACCAUUGGAUCUUUGGAGACUUUAUGUGCAAACUCUUGAGUGGAAUGUAUUUUAUUGGCUUCUACAGCUGUAUGAUGUUUCUAAUGGUGAUGACUAUUGACCGCUACCUGGCAGUGGUUCAUGCUGUAUCUACUACGAGGAUAAGGAGAACAUGGCAUGCCUGUUUGGCAAGUGCUGUCAUCUGGUUCAUCAGUAUAGCAGCUGCUAUCCCAGAAAUGAUCUUAACUGAUACAGUAAAGGACAUUGAUGGGAACUAUAUGUGUGAAGAAACAACAUUUUCAGAGGAGAAGAAAGUUACUUUGCAGUUGCUGGGAUAUUAUCAGCAAAUUGUGUUUUUCUUUUUGCUUCCAUUUGCUGUUAUUGUGUACUGCUACUGCAGGAUUUUAAAGACGGUGGUUACCUGUAGAAUAAGGAGGAAAUACAAGGCUGUGAAACUAAUAUUAACCAUUGUUGUAGUAUUCUUUCUAUGUUGGGCUCCAUAUAACCUAAUUAUAUUACUUAUGUCACUUAAGCUGCUUGAAGUAUCUCCAUUGACAGAAUGUGAUGUAGGCAUAAUGCUUAACUACUCCUUUUACAUCUGUCGCAACAUAGCUUACUUUCACUGCUGCCUCAAUCCUUGGUUUUAUGUCUUUGCUGUGGUGAAGUUCCAAAGACACUUGACUUCUCUAUCAAGAUGUUCCUUUUCACAUUAUAGAUUUAGGGAGCCUAACUUAAGUUCUCUAAACAGUGCACCUAGAAGCUCAAUAAUGUCUGACAAACUAUAACCUGUUUUGAGGACAAACCAUUGAAUAGAUUCACAAACAAAAUAAACACUGGGGCCAAAAUAUGUUUUAAUUUGUAAUCAUCCUGUCAAAGUAAUGACCGACUUUGCCCUGGCUUUUAGUAAAUGUCUUAUAAAGCAUGUUAAAUUUGUCUAAUGGCUUUUGAUACUGCUGCCCAUUAUUAUAGACAUUUUAAACUCUAAAGGCUUGGCACAUAACCUCUCUUGGAGAACAUGGUGCCUAUACUGCACAAAUAAGCAUAUUUCCUCAGUAAAUUUUAGAUAACGUCAGAUUAGCAUUAAUCAUCUCCAGUUCUACAUUAGGUCUAGUGAUCUAAUGGUUAACAUAUAAUUGUCACUGUAGCUACACACUGUCACAGAGCCUGUCAAAGUGCUAUUUUAUGUGUGAAACUAUUUUUCUCCCUGGUUAAAACACAAACAUGGGCUAUUGACUUCCAUUAUUGUAUUAUAUUAUUUUAAUGUGGUGAUAGUAAGCAGAGGGAGACAUUAACAAGAGUCAUAUUAAGCAAAUAUUACUGUAUUUUACUCUUGGUUGGCUCGGGAUUAUCAAGGAGUCCUUGGAACAAAUUGUUGUAAUUGCUUCCCAUAUGGAAAGAACUUCUAUUUUACAUAUAUUCUAUUUUUAUGUGUAUACAUAAAUUAUAUGCAGAUUGGUAUAACAUUUGCCUGAUUUUAUAUUAUUUUAUAUAAGGAUUUUAUGUGUUCCGAUAAGUCUGAAUCUGGUCAAUCUUAACUUUUACAGAUUAUAUGUCAACAUUUAACAAAAGUGGUAAAAGCUUAUUGGUAAACGCAGGUAUAUCAUUGAAUAAUUUACUUAUUCCUGCAUGUAAAUUGUCAAUUAACAAAAUAAUCGCUAAUGUCGAAGAAUAUAUUUAUUUCUGCAUACAUAUUUUCCAUUAACAAAAUAAUCAUCAAUGAGUUUACAGCAGUGGUGGGCGGCCCGCUGGGGAUGCAAUAAUGGUCCUCGUCACUUAGACAAGCUUUAUACUACUCCAAGCUUAUACUAAACAGAGCAUUGGAAUUGGAAUUCUGUAGUGCUGUGGAACAGAUCUGUGCAGAAAGAACAAGCUGUUGAUGGUAAGCAGGAAUUAAAGAUUGUAACCUUUCAGUGGAAGAACAUGCUGCCAUUCACGUGUUUCUGUCCUCGUCCCAGGAUAAUUUAUGUAGUAGAGUUAAACAAAAAGCAACGUUUUUGUAAGAAGGGUAAACCUUGAAGAUACUGUAUUUUUUAGAAAAACAGUGGUUAUCUUUAAAACUGUACACGUUUUAAUAGUCACGUCUAACCGUGAGAACGCCUGCUGCGUGACGGGUUUCUGCAAUGUCUGUUGUUAGGAGAUGGUUGUUGUUAGUAAGUUUAAUUUGUGCGAUAUUUUACUGCAGUGAAAUUGGGAAGGGAAGGUUUGCGUUAGCGAUAGCAAAGAGAGUUUAAAAUGGAUACAUGUGUGACAAGAGUAGGUGGAAAACAUGCUGGAGAGAAAUAGCUCUGCUGAGCUAGGAUGUGCUUUCACCAGCCUUAUGCCUGACUUCAAAAAGCUGCUGGAGACUAUGGCCUCCCAAGAGUCACAUUAAUGGUAGGAACUGCACAUUUAUUACUCUUAAUUAUAUUUGUAUUCAAAAGUGGUAACAUUGCUUAUAUUUUAGUCGGUGAAUGUAUUUUUGAUUAUUUCUUUAUCUAUGUAUUUUAAUUGGCGGUAUUGUGGUAUUGUGUUCUUGGGUCUGGUGGCCCUCAGGGCUGUUCAGGGCCACACAUGCAGCCCUUUCAUUCAUUUCAGUUGCUCGUCACUGGCUUACAGUCAUGCACAACUGAGCAAUUUAAACCAGUUCAACAUGGUACUGAACAAUAUUGUGAUCCACUUAGAACAACCAACAUUCUGGUAAAACGAUUCACAAUGGUGUUGAAGAAUAUGGUACUCCAAAUACGUAGUAGUUUGGAGUACAGUAUCGUAGUAGUAUGAAAAAUAACAUUGUUAAAUGCAAAUUAAAUCAUUUAGGACCUUUUUGUUUUAGUUUUUUCAACAACAACAAAAAAAUCAUACUUUGGUUAUGACACAAUGUCACAGACAGGCAGUGAAUAGAUAUAUUUACUUAUUUAUUGCAGCAUUUUGUGGCACUUGAAGCCUUAAGGCCUCUCUAGACACCGGACGCGAUGCGACACUGCAGCGAUGAGACAAAAUGAAUAGAACCUACACUUUUGAUAAGCAUCUUUCACACCAUAGGCGAUGCAGAGAGACACCAGGAUGACACUGGGGCGGCACAAAAUAAAUAGGAUUGAAUCCUACUGUUUGCGAUUUGUCAUGCGACAACUUGGGAAUUAACCAAUCACCGAACAGCUUCAAUGCACGUGGUCCAGCAAGGUGAAGCAGUAUCCAGAAUGACGGAGGAAAAAAUAACUUGCCGUUGAAAAAAUACUUUGACAAAGGUCAUCGCAAUUAAAAAGAUACAUUUCUGAAAGACAAUAUAUGGGAGCCCAUUUCAAAGGAACUUGAUAAGCCUGGUAUGUAUGAUUUAUUGCCAUAUAUGUUGACGAAUAUGUACCAGUCUUGAUCAUAGCAAUCAAUAGCAAUUUUUAGUAGUUGUAUAGAUCUGGCAGUUUUCAAACCUGUGGCAUCGUCUGUGUCGCUUCUGGUGUGUAUGGUCAUGUCUCUGCGAAAGUAUCUUGUCGCCCAAUGAAAAAUCGCAUCGUGCCUGGUGUGUGGCAGCCUUUACAAUGUGCAAAGCGAGCGAGUCAUUAGCCAAAGGCACUUGGUUAAUUCUUGAGAUUUACCAAUAGAUGUCCAAAGUAAGUGGUAUCAUGUUUAUUUCUGACAUUUUACCAUUUUGCUUGAUAAAUGUCGACAUUUACCAGUAAAUCUGAAUACUUUUACCGUAACAUACAGUGCUCUCCUGUAUGUUUCUUUAUAAUCUGAAUAUAUGUUUAUUAUAAUCUAAAUGUGUGUUUUAUAAUCUAAAUAUCUGUUUAUAAUCUGUUAUACGACAUAUUUUCAUAUAAUCCAUUAUCCAAGUACUGGUAAUAUAAAUGUGGAAAUUAAGCAGAAUCGUUUUUAACUCUGACAGUUUCAUUUUGUGUCUUUUCAGAAAAUGUGGUCAAACUGGACAUUUAAUAAAAUAUUAGUAUACAUUUAGAUUAAUGAAACCAUAGGAAUCCAAAAUACAGUAACUGUUGAGCCCAACACAGAAUGCAUAACCCAGACAUUUCUAACACAUCUGACAGGAUGUAUCAUUGUUAUAGGGGUAUAGAAUGUCUAUUUUGACCAAAGUUCUGUAAAAAAAAUUAUUUACUUGAUGCAGGCUGUGGUCAGAGCAGCAGUGCUUCUUUUGUAUAGUAACUGAUCAAAUUAAAGCAUAAACCUUAUUGUAGUAAGUGAUAGAAAAUCUCAAGCUAUGUACCUUAGUAAUGUUAAAAUGAUAUGGUAUGGGUGCUAAGCUAGAUUUAAUUGUCUUGUGUAACUAAGCUAUGUAUCUUCUAUGACCUGUGGGUGUUUGAUAUACACUUUGCAGGUUUUUGUGUACUAGUUUAAAAUGCAGCCUUAUACAAAAAAUGAUUUUUAUGCUAUUUAGAAAAAUGUUUAUGGUGUCUGAUAAAAAUAUGAAUUAAUUAUAUAUGAAUGGAUGUAUAUUUUUAGUUAA
This is a messenger RNA of Acipenser ruthenus (sterlet), 4574 nucleotides long. Its product is annotated as C-C chemokine receptor type 3-like. The transcript has a single exon. Gene Ontology annotation, molecular function: chemokine receptor activity. Gene Ontology annotation, biological process: immune response; G protein-coupled receptor signaling pathway; chemotaxis. The record is from RefSeq and is a predicted model, not a curated record. The annotation marks the transcript as partial. Gene Ontology annotation, cellular component: membrane. NCBI's taxonomy places the organism in Eukaryota, Metazoa, Chordata, Actinopteri, Acipenseriformes, Acipenseridae.